AUGUCUGUUGUGGACCGAGCAGAUGCCGGUUCUCUUAAACAGAUGGAUGGCACGCAGCUCUGGUCCAUGUGUGGUGCGGUUGUCUUUGCUGGAGAAGCUUUUGGUGGACAGCUGAAGGCCGCGUGCGACACGAUGCAUCUUGCACAUGAGCUGGACGUGAGCGUGCACUUCAAGGACGCGAAGCCAUUGACUACAACGGGUGCCAGGACUUGCUUCUGGGCUUGCCUGUACAGUUUCGUCCACUUGACCAUCUACUGCUGGACCAUGCGUGUCUUUGAGACCCCGAACACGGUAGAUCAAUUGCCAUGGUGGCGUGGCACUUUCUCCGUGAGGCUUUUCCCAUACGGUUUUUCGGCAUAUUACGUUUAUUGGGCGAACUGCCUUUCUGGCACCAAGUUCCCAUUGGGAAUGCGCCUCUUUGGGGGGCUCUCUGCGCGCGUCCUGUUCUCUAUGUUCUUCAUCUGGUCAAGGCAGGCAUCAGGAGAUUACCGCCCGCUCUUCUCGGCCUUCUUUGUCGGCACUGUCGCCUACACAUUUGUCUCGGUAGUCUUUCAUGCGGUGUGGUACACUUGCUGUGCCCGCUUUCAGGUUUCCUCGAAGGAGGACCCUGAUAACAGCGAAAGCGGCAAAGCAACCAAGUCAGCUCACAAGCUCAAUCACGUUCUCUGGACUUGUGCGCAUAUCCUCUUUACGUUUGGCAGCUGGAUACUCUUGUGCUUUGUCUCAAUGUUGUUCAUGAACCUCGAGAGCUACUCGAGGGUUUGGGCGGCUGUGUUUCUUACCGUGGCCACGAAUUUGACAGAAAAGUUCGUAAGCAGCAUGACCACCUGGCUUUACACCGGCCUAGUUUACAAUGUGCGCUCGCGGCCGGAUGGGAAGGGAAUCCUAGGCGAUCAGCGGAAGCAUCUCAUGCUGCCGGUUGCACUGACGCACUCCUUCUGCGAGAGUGCACGCCUUGUGAGCCUGCUCUCUGUUACCAUGUGCGCUGGUGGAUGGUGGUGGCCCCUCAACAUUGCGCUGAACCUUAGCGUGAAUCUGCUCGAGCGCAGCUACGGCACCUUCAGUUUGCUGACCUACUUCUUUCCAUGCCUGGCCAGGUGGUGGCUCCCUGGCAUCGGCAUGGUAUUGCAUCAGGAGGCAAAGCUUUGGUCAGGCUAUGCUCAGUAUGUCUCCGUACUGGCGUUUUUGAUGGCGGAUAUCAUUUCGGGCAAUUGGGCCACGUCUGUGUUCAACAUUGAGUCCAUAUGCCUCGUGAUUACAUCUGUGCUUGCGGAGCUCAUCGAGGACUUUGUGAUCAGCUUCAGGAUGCGGCCGAACAGUUACUGGCGGCAAGCUCUUCUUGAAGUUUAUGCUGCACAUCCCAUCCUGCAUCCACGGCAGCUCUUGUGCAUCGACAAGGUUGGAGUUACGUGGAGUUCGCCACCGCUCUCCUUGCAUGGCACUGGCAGCUUGGACUUGUGGGAGGUGGCCGCCUUCAUGCUUCCGGCCACCUAUUUCUCCUUGGUACUGAUAACCCUGCUUUUGGGUGCUGGCUACAUGCACGGAGUCUGUGCGGAGCCUCUGCCUGCCGACAUGAAAGGAGUUUCUGCAAAGCGCGAGUCUUGUAGAUACUUGGCCCGGUCUUACCACAGCGGUUUCGUGUGCCCCGUGAAGGUCGUCUUGGGGACCACCGGGUUCGGGCGGAAGGCGGACAUUUGGAGCUUCGGCUGCACGGUCCUGGAGGCCAUGACGGCGGAGCCUCCCUGGGGCAAAGGUGCCAUUGAUGGCGCUCCGGCAGCUAUGAGGAAGAUUGGCUACUCGACCGAUACUCCGCCCAUCCCCGACGGCACCUCUUCGGGGCUCCUGGCGUUGCUUCAAAGCUGCCUUCAGCGAUCUGCCGAUCUCAGGCCGACAGCCACCGAGCUCCUGAGCUGUGAGUACUUCAUGCCGCCAGUCAAGGACGCAGCGCGCGGUCACAGUUUUAGUCGUGCCGAGGAGGACGUGUCCCGCUGUCAGGUGCAGGCGUUGGAUGUGAUUCUUGUUGCGGCUGUUACGGUCACACGGGCGAGCUGCGCAGAGAGUGCGGUACUGAACCUCGCCAUGGUGGAUUACUCCAAAUGGAAUGACCUGGAUGUCAGUGAUGAUGAAGAGCGACGCCGGCCUCACGUGUCGAAGUUCGACACUCCGCAGACCGUGACGAUCGGACGCCAGGAGGUGCAGGCAGCGCAAGCACAGGAUGUCGACAUGGAGGUUGACGAUGACGACGAACCCUUCGAGACAGAGGACGAUGCCGCCGAGCCAGGGGAGGACCGGCGAGAGGACGUUCUCCAGUGCCGCGCUUUGGCCGAGCGGGCCCUGAGGAAUGGAGAUGCUGCCGAGGGAGUGCGUCUUCUUGAGAAGGCCAUGCGCCUGGGAGGAAGCAAUUGCCCAGGUGUUGAGGAGUUGCUGAGGGCUGCUCGGGUGCAGCUCGGUUCCACCGUGGCUACAGCCCAGCGUGCCGUGCCCGCGAAGGCGGACCCGCAGCAAAACGGCGGCACCGUUGAGGGCAGAUAUAUCUGGUCCCAGACGAAGGAGGCGGUGGAGAUCAACCUCUUCGUGCCGCCGGACACAAAAGCGAAGGACAUCAAGGUGGAGGUCUCGGAUCUUCGUCUGCGCAUCGCCUGCGCUGGGCAAACGCUUCUGGAGGGCGACUGGGAGUUCAAGGUUUCGCCAGAAGAGGACCCGGACUGGGAGCUCGUCACCUGCCAGGAGCGGCGUGCCUUGCGUCUCCUGGUGCGGAAGGCCGCCAUGCCUGGGGGUAUGUCCGUGGCAGUGUGGUGGAGCAGGAUCCUGAAAGGGGAGCCGUCCAUCGACGUCCAAGGAAUAGAGGCACGACAGCGAGAUCAAGACAAGAGCAAGCAGUUCCAGAAGGCGUGGGGCGAAGCCCAUGCCAUGUUCAAAGAAGCUGUCAAGAAUCGACAGCCCAUUCCCAUCGAUGUGGGCCAGGGAUGA
Symbiodinium sp. CCMP2592 is the source of this 2970-nucleotide messenger RNA. Lineage: Eukaryota; Dinophyceae; Suessiales; Symbiodiniaceae. The record is from the annotation of a GenBank genome assembly.